This is a messenger RNA of Abrus precatorius (Indian licorice), 2279 nucleotides long. RefSeq names its product 65-kDa microtubule-associated protein 3. Gene Ontology annotation, biological process: microtubule cytoskeleton organization. The transcript has 13 exons. NCBI's taxonomy places the organism in Eukaryota, Viridiplantae, Streptophyta, Magnoliopsida, Fabales, Fabaceae. The coding region runs from base 132 to 2279 and encodes 715 amino acids. The record is from RefSeq and is a predicted model, not a curated record. Gene Ontology annotation, cellular component: spindle; cytoplasm. Gene Ontology annotation, molecular function: microtubule binding.
AUUCAAAUCUUUCAAGGCUCACAAAACUGCAUUUUCAUUAUCUUGUGAAAAUCAAUUUCCCUUUCUUCCCAGGAUCAAGCAAUUCACCAAUUCACUCACAUCGUUUACUAAAUUGAUACAAGUGGUCCAAAAUGUCUAAACCUCAAAAGGACCCUAAGAUGAAAACUGAAAUAACUUGUGGAUCGCUUCUUCAUGAACUUCAGAUAAUAUGGGAUGAAGUUGGGGAGUCUGAGACUGACAAACAUAGGAUGUUGUUUGAGCUUGAACAAGAGUGUCUAGAAGUAUACAGAAGAAAGGUUGAUAAAGCAAAUCAGUCUAGAGCUCAACUAAGGCAGGAAAUUGCUGAUUCUGAGGCAGAGCUUGCAGCUAUCUGUUCAGCAAUGGGAGAGCGACCAGUACAUGUUAGGCAGUCUGAUCAAAAAGCUGAAAGCUUGAAGGAAGAGCUAGCCAGAAUUCGCCCAGAGCUGGAGGAAAUGCAGAACAGGAAAUCUGAGCGUAGAAAUCAAUUUAUAGAUGUUCAAGAACAGAUUCAAAGUAUCUCCCAUGAGAUUUUUGGUCCAAGAGGAUGUAUUACAGCCAUAGUGGAUGAAACUGAUUUAUCGUUGAGAAAGCUUGAAGAAUUGCACAGACAGCUUCUUGCACUUCAAAAAGAGAAGAGUGAUCGCCUAAAGAAGGUUCAAGAGCACCUGUGUACUUUAAAUUCUCUUUGUUCGGUGCUUGGUUUGGAAUUUAAGCAGACAGUCAACGGAGUUCAUUCUGGUUUAGGAAAUUCAGAAGGAUCCAAGAGUGUAAAUAAUGAUACUAUCAGUCAAUUGGAUACUGCUAUACAAGAACUGCGGAAAGUUAAAUUACAGAGAAUGCAGAGGCUACAAGAUCUAGCUUCAACAAUGUUGGAGCUAUGGAAUUUGAUGGAUACGCCUCUAGAAGAGCAACAAAUGUUUCAGAAUGUUACUUGUAAUAUAGCUGCUUCAGAACAUGAAGUAACUGAACCAAACACCUUGUCUGAGGACUUCAUCAAUCAUGUUGAGGCAGAAGUAUCUAGGUUAGAAGAGUUAAAAUCAAGCAAAAUGAAAGAGCUUGUUUUGAAGAAGAGAGUAGAGCUAGAGGAGAUUUGUCAAAAAACUCAUUUGGUUCCAGAAAUUGAUAGUGCAGUGGAAUAUGCUGUUGAAGCUAUAGAGUCUGGAUCUGUAGACCCUGCUUGUGUGCUUGAACAAAUUGAACUUCAGAUUGCUCGAGUUAAGGAGGAAGCCUUUGUCAGAAAAGAAAUACUUGAAAAGGUUGAGAAAUUGUUGUCAGCAUGUGAUGAAGAGUCUUGGCUUGAGGAGUACAACAGGGAUGAAAAUCGGUACAAUGCUGGGAGAGGAGCACAUCUUAUUCUCAAACGAGCUGAGAAAGCCCGCACCUUGGUUAACAAAAUGCCAGCAAUGGUAGACGCUUUGACUUCAAAAACUGUAGCAUGGGAAAAGGAUACAGGCAUUGAGUUCACAUAUGAUGGUAUACGUCUGCUCUCUAUGCUUGAAGACUACUCCCUAUCACGGCAAGAGAAGGAGCAAGAACGUCGUAGGCAGCGGGACAUGAAGAAACUUCAGGGACAAUUGAUAGCAGAACAGGAAGUACUCUAUGGGUCAAAACCAAGCCCUUCAAAGGUCCAGAGUGCAAAAAAGCCACCUAGGAUGUCAACUGGAACUGGAAGUGCAGCUAGUAGAAGAGUCUCUGUUGGUGGAGCAAUGCUUCAAACCCCAAAACCUGAUUCAAAAGCGGCCCAGUCAUGCUCCACAAGGAAGACUGACAAAGCACACCAAAUUGAGCAACUAAAUAACCUGGACGAUGGUGUUUCAUGUUUAUCAUCAGCUAGAAGAGGACUUGAUAUUGCUGGUGUUCGUAUGAGAAAAUACUCUAUUUGUGCUGGAAGUGUUCGUGACAUAGAAUCUCCUUUGACAAGACAACCUUUUUCUCCCAUCUCUUCAACGGUAUCAUCAAAAGCAAAUGUGGCAAAUGCUGCACAUGAACUGAAUAUACAGAAUGAGAAGUUGCAGAAAAUAUCGGCCCUCAACAAUUUGCCAUCCACCACUACUUCAAAGACAGCCACAGUGGUGGAUGAAGAGAAUAGAACUCCAAAGGAAAUACCUAUUCCUGUUCCCACAACACCUUUGACAGUGUCAAUUCCAAUGAAUAUGUCCAUGACUCCAGCUCCUGUGUCAAUUCCAUAUGGAGGUGACUUGGCUCAAGAGAUUGAAUAUUCCUUUGAGGAAAGAAGGCUCGAUUUUGUGUUAGCAUGA